This is a messenger RNA of Phytophthora infestans T30-4, 330 nucleotides long. RefSeq lists its product as uncharacterized. The record is from RefSeq and is a predicted model, not a curated record. Bases 1 to 330 code for a protein of 109 amino acids. The transcript has 4 exons. NCBI's taxonomy places the organism in Eukaryota, Oomycota, Peronosporomycetes, Peronosporales, Peronosporaceae.
AUGACGUCCGACUCGGAGUUGAAUGCUGAUGUGGUAGACACCAGAACUGUAAGAUCGCCUGAAGGGGUCAAGCACAAGGCGUACUUUUUUGCCAUCACGGACGCGGUGCGAAAGGUUUCGGACCCACAGGAUACGUGCACAUACAGCGGUAGUGAAGCUACUAAGGAAACGAACACUGGUGAUCUCGUUGGCAGCGGCGUCAACUUUUUCGUCGGCUUUCUCAUUCUCGUCUUUAUUCGACGAGUCCUCAACCAGCGCAAGAACCGGUAUCGAUUCGCGAGGGCAUUCCGCGAGACGGUAUGGCGACUUACACUACUGGCAACAAGGUAA